Messenger RNA from Archocentrus centrarchus (flier cichlid), 2037 nucleotides. RefSeq names its product POU class 3 homeobox 1 (gene pou3f1). Bases 39 to 1163 code for a protein of 374 amino acids. Gene Ontology annotation, molecular function: DNA-binding transcription factor activity, RNA polymerase II-specific; RNA polymerase II cis-regulatory region sequence-specific DNA binding. Lineage: Eukaryota; Metazoa; Chordata; Actinopteri; Cichliformes; Cichlidae. The record is from RefSeq and is a predicted model, not a curated record. The transcript has a single exon. Gene Ontology annotation, cellular component: nucleus. Gene Ontology annotation, biological process: regulation of transcription by RNA polymerase II; brain development.
GACCUCCGAAGUGCUCGUCAGUUUUCGAAGUAGGAGCCAUGGCGACAACAGCUCAGUAUAUUCCGAGGAAUAACUCCUUACCGUCUAACCCGCUCAUGCAUCCGGAUUCGGACAGGAUGCACCAGGGGACGACCUACAGAGAAGUACAGAAAAUGAUGCACCAUGAGUACUUGCAAGGGCUUGCGGCAACCAACACGGGACACCCGAUGAGCCUGACGCACCAUCAGUGGCUGCCAACCUCCAACACAGACUGGUCCAGUGGUACCCACAUCGGACAGGAGCACAAAGCCAGCGUGCAGGCGAGCAGGGAGGACCUGAGCAACGGGUUCCACCACAGGUCUCACCUGGUGCACCAGCAGGCGCAGAGUGGCCACCAUGGUUCGUGGGCUCCUGCCACAACACACCACUUAUCCCCGCUGUCCCCAGCAUCCAACGGCCACCAGUCACUUGUCUACUCACAGCCUGGAUACACAAACCUCAAUGCAAUGUUGAGUCCCCAGCCCGGCUCCCUGCAUCAUGGCAUGCGGGACCCACUCCACGACGAUUCGGGCAGCCACGAUAACCAGAUGGAGUCGCCCCAGCAGGCUUUCAGCCACCACCAGGACCACUCGGACGAGGACGCGCCCAGCUCCGACGACCUGGAGCAGUUUGCCAAGCAGUUCAAGCAGCGGCGGAUCAAACUGGGCUUUACGCAGGCGGACGUGGGGUUGGCUUUGGGCACCCUGUAUGGAAACGUCUUUUCUCAGACCACUAUCUGCAGGUUUGAAGCGCUGCAGCUCAGCUUCAAGAACAUGUGCAAACUUAAGCCGCUCCUUAACAAGUGGCUGGAGGAGACAGACUCGAACACGGGCAGUCCCACCAAUUUGGACAAGAUUGCUGCGCAGGGCAGGAAACGAAAGAAGAGGACCUCCAUUGAAGUGGCUGUGAAAGGGGCGCUGGAAAAUCAUUUCUUAAAAUGCCCAAAGCCAUCGGCUCAUGAAAUCAGCACUUUAGCCGGCACUCUGCAGUUGGAUAAAGAGGUUGUCCGUGUUUGGUUUUGCAACAGAAGACAAAAAGAGAAAAGAAUGACACCAGUGGGGGUCCCUCACCCGAAUAUGGAGGACGUAUAUUCCCAAGCAGAGACCCCUCCUCUACACCGCACACUACAGAGUCCUGUGCAGUGACUGUUUUCAUGAACAAUCUGAGCAUUUCCGCGGGGGGGGGGGGAUAGAAAAGGGAAAGGGGCUAUGGAGUUUACAGUAUUUAAGUUUGACUUUUGUUUUCCCGAGAGAAAAGAGACGUGGAAAAGUUGAACAGAUCAGUUUUGCCUUUAGUAUUCGGAGAUUCUCGUGUCCAUCAAAUAGAUGGCAAGAGAGAAAAUGUUAAGAAAAAAAUAAUAAUAAAAAAGAAAAAAAAAUAUUCGCUAUUACUGAUUCCGUGCGCAUUUAAAGUGAAACAAAGAUCUUUAUUUACCAAAAUUUUACAGAGGAGACAUGCAUAUAAAAGUAAAUUUGAUAUCCAAUGGCUGCUCCAAAUAGGGGGUAAUUAAAUGUGGCAACUGAGUCCAUCUCCUCCUGGUGUACCAUGAACUGCAGGCGCUGACCAGAAUGAGGUUGUUGCCUGAAAAUGAUCAACACUGGAGAUGAAAAGCCUACACUGAAUGAACAUUUUUGCUUUUUCCAGGCUUAAACUGGUUAUCCAGAUUUCUGAAUAUUAGUGUAUACUUUCUUUGUUAUAUUAAGUGUGAUGUUUUGGUUUGGGAAAUACUUUAACUUCAGUGUCUCUCUUUCUGCAAAGUGUCUAUGAUUUUGUUCAUUAUUUGCUAUAGGUACUGUAACUCAUCAGAGCAACCGCUAAUUUUUUUUUAUUUAUUUUUUUCUGUUUACUCGGUGGGAGUGGAGAAGUGAUGGAAAUCGUGGCACCCGAAAACACAACACAUAAAUAACGCCAGACACGUUUUAGAAAUCGUCAAGUGCAACAGGACAUCCAAGUUCUGACUGCAUGCCUUAAAAAAAAAAAAAAAAAAUCAAGCUUUGCAGCUGACCACGCCGAAAUUUG